AUGUCCUCCCGCUCAGAUUCUGCGGAAGCUCAAGAUAGGAGUAAGCUAAUUCCUAUAGGUCCUUGCGCACAGAUUUCGAACUGCAGUCAGACAUGCACUAAUUCAGGCUUUACUAAAGGCGGAAAAUGCAUCAAAUGGUAUCCUAAUUCUAUCAAGGAUACAUGUGCGUGCUUUGUAAACGCUCCUACUCCAGCUGUUUAA
Molecule: messenger RNA, 201 nt
Organism: Eruca vesicaria subsp. sativa (arugula)
Lineage: Eukaryota; Viridiplantae; Streptophyta; Magnoliopsida; Brassicales; Brassicaceae
Source: the annotation of a GenBank genome assembly